UAUCCCAAUUACAGUCUCACAAUUCCUGGAGAAAAACAAAGAAAGAUGCAGGCCACCUCCUCCUGCUUCAAUGAACACGCCCCCGCACCUCCAUGUCUCCACGGCUGUUGUGCAAUGCCCUUCAUCGGUUCCCACGACCCACAAGACAAAAACCAAUCGACCUCUUCCUAUUCCAACUCCAACUCCAAAACCAAAACCGCCACCACCACGACUUCAAUCUGCAGACACACUUUCGCAGCCACGACCGCAUCUUCUUUCUUCCGUGACCAACUAUUCACCAACCACGAAUCUCUCCCUUCUUUCCACGACUCCUUCACCCAAUUCACCUCAACUUAUCCAAACUACUUGGAUUCAUCUCCUGUUGAUGAAAUCCGAUCGCGUGAAUAUUCUCAUCUCACCUUCUCUAACCACGUCUGUCUCGAUUACAUAGGCAUCGGCCUCUUCUCCUAUUCACAGUUAGAAAAACACCUUCAACAAACCGUAGCCGCCGCUUCUUCAUCCACAAUCCAACCGCCGCCGCGGCGGUUGGAUUGUCCCUUAUUCGGCGUUUCACACAAGUUGGUUAAUUUCAAAUCAGAGCUACUCCACGGCGGCCAAGCUUCCGAACUUGAAUGUGCCAUCAAGAGAAGAAUCAUGGAUUUCCUUAAAAUAUCAUCAAAAGACUACAGCAUUGUUUUAACCACAAACAGAUCAUUAGCGUUCAAGCUUGUAUCCGAAUCUUAUCCAUUCCGAUCAAGUAAGAAGCUUUUGACAGCGUACGAUUACCAAAGCGAGGCGGUUGAAUCGAUGGUACGCACGUCAGAGACACGAGGAGCCAAAGUCAUGUCAGCCGAGUUCAAGUGGCCGAGACUAAGGAUUAAUUCGGAAAGAUUAAGGAACAUGAUCGUAAACAAAUCGAGAAACAAGAACAAGAACAGGAAGAAGAAAAACAGGGGACUGUUUGUUUUCCCUAUUCAGUCAAGAGUAACCGGAGGCAACUAUUCUUAUCAAUGGAUGAGCCUAGCGCAGGAAAACGGUUGGCACAUCUUGCUCGACGCUUGUGCUUUGGGACCAAAAGACAUGGGUAGUUUUGGGUUGUCGAUUAUUAAACCAGAUUUCUUCAUUUGCUCAUUCUACAAAGUCUUCGGCGAAAACCCAACUGGAUUCGGUUGUCUCUUGGUCAAGAAAUCAGCCAUCCCAAUUCUUGAAGAUUCCGGAUGCACAGGAAUCAUUAACCUAAUCCCACCAAGAAAUCUUCUUCCUAUCAAUGAAGAUUCUUCAGGAACCGACUUAGAACUCGCCCUCCUCGAGGUAUCAGAUCAAAAACCAAUCGAGGAGGAGGAGGCAGAGUGCAGGAAUUUGGAUCACAUAGAAUCACUUGGAUUGACAAUGAUUGGAAGCAGGGCAAGAUUCCUAAUAAACUGGCUAACAAAUGCUCUGACUAAACUAAACCAUCCUAAUGCAGAGAAGAAACUUCCAUUGGUUAGAAUAUAUGGUCCCAACGUAAAAUUCGAUAGAGGGCCUGCUUUGGCUUUCAAUGUAUACGAUUGGAAAGGCGAAAAGAUUGAACCUUUUCUUGUGCAGAAGCUUGCUGAUAGAAACAAUAUUUCACUCAGCUAUGCUGUUCUUCAUCAUAUUUGGUUCCCGGAUGAAAAAGAGAGAGUGUUGGAAAAGGCAGGAGGAGGAGUUAGUGGCAAUUUGAAAAGGCAGGGGGACGAAAAUGUAAUAAAUGUUAUCACAAUUGCGCUCGGUUUCCUAUCGAAUUUCGAAGACGUGUAUAAGGUUUGGGCGUUUGUAGCUAGGUUCUUGGAUGCUGAUUUUGUGGAGAAGGAACGGUGGAGAUACACAGCGUUGAAUCAGAAUACCAUUGAAUUGUAAAGGAGGGGGUGAAGAAGUUACACACUUACACUUGUCUCUGUUUCAUAUUUUUCUGGUUAUUAUUAGUGUGUUCAAAUUUGUAUACUUACCUAACAAAA
This is a messenger RNA of Impatiens glandulifera, 1955 nucleotides long. RefSeq names its product molybdenum cofactor sulfurase. The record is from RefSeq and is a predicted model, not a curated record. The coding region runs from base 46 to 1857 and encodes 603 amino acids. Lineage: Eukaryota; Viridiplantae; Streptophyta; Magnoliopsida; Ericales; Balsaminaceae. The transcript has a single exon.